UCUGUUUUGAAGCGCGCCGCUUCCGCCUUCCGCUUCACUUCUGAAGUUUCCAUCACAAUCCUGCGGAAAGCUGCCCAAACUCACUCACUGCAAUGCUUUUAGGUUCCUGCAAACAUGAAGGUGCUGCUCCUGAAAGAGCCCCGAGAGAGUGAGACCGAAGCUGACCCUUACAUCCAGGAGCUGGCCUCAUGUGGACACACGGCUUCUCUGAUUCCGGUCCUGUCCUUCAGGUUGGUGUCUCUGGAGGAGCUUUCUGAGCGGCUCUUGCAGCCCGAGAGGUUCGGAGGUCUGAUCUUCACCAGCCCCAGAGCCGUGGAGGCCGUCCAGACCUGCUUACACUCUCUCACACACAAAUGGGACGCGGUGAAAGACAAAUGGAAUGAAAAGUCAGUUUAUGUGGUUGGAAAAGCCACAGCGUCUUUGGUUGUAGAGCUGGGUCUGACCGCUGUGGGUGAAGACACUGGAAACAUGAGCGCUCUCGCUCCGCUCAUCCUACAGAGAGAGGCUGGAGGGACUCUGCCGCUCUUCUUUCCCUGCGGCUCCAUCAAGCGUGAAGUUCUGCCCACCGCGCUCAGAAACCAGCAUAUUCCUCUGGAGACUCUGACCGUCUAUCAGACAUCAGAACAUCCUGAUCUUCAGAACAACGUCACCGACUACUUCACCCGACAGGGCGUCCCAGCGAGCGUGGCGUUCUUCAGUCCGUCCGGAGUGAAGUUCUGCUUGGAUUUGGUGAAGAGACUCUCAGGAUCUCAGCUGGAGAAGAUAAAGUUUGCGUCGAUCGGACCGACCACGGCGGACGCGCUGCGGUCACACGGCCUGCCGGUCAGCUGCUGCGCUGAGAAACCCACGGCCAAACACCUGGCCGCUGCCAUCACACACGCCCUGCACGCCUGACCUCUGACCCCCGGCCACAGUGGCCUUUAUUAGACUGAAAUAAUCUCUCUUACCUGCUUCUGUAUGUUUCUGCCGCACCUGAAGCGUCUUCUUUUAUGAUCUGCAGCUUCUUUUAGUUUUGUCUGGGUCUGUGUUUCAUGUUGAAUGAGUUUAUUGGUUGCUUGAGCAUCUUUUGUGCCGUUAUAACCAACCAUAUAUGUGUGCAUCAUUUGGAUGGAAGAUGAAGUAAAAUAAAAUAAAAACGAAUUGUG
Puntigrus tetrazona (Sumatra barb) is the source of this 1145-nucleotide messenger RNA. RefSeq names its product uroporphyrinogen III synthase (gene uros). The transcript has 10 exons. The coding region runs from base 115 to 894 and encodes 259 amino acids. Lineage: Eukaryota; Metazoa; Chordata; Actinopteri; Cypriniformes; Cyprinidae. The record is from RefSeq and is a predicted model, not a curated record. Gene Ontology annotation, biological process: uroporphyrinogen III biosynthetic process. Gene Ontology annotation, molecular function: uroporphyrinogen-III synthase activity.